Messenger RNA from Baudoinia panamericana UAMH 10762, 1693 nucleotides. RefSeq lists its product as uncharacterized. Gene Ontology annotation, biological process: transmembrane transport. The coding region runs from base 1 to 1512 and encodes 503 amino acids. The record is from RefSeq and is a predicted model, not a curated record. The transcript has 2 exons. NCBI's taxonomy places the organism in Eukaryota, Fungi, Ascomycota, Dothideomycetes, Mycosphaerellales, Teratosphaeriaceae. Gene Ontology annotation, molecular function: transmembrane transporter activity.
AUGGCCGAAAAGCAACAUCACAUCUUGGAGUCAGCUGAGGAACCUCUCCCGGUUCCUACUAAAGAAGCAAGCUACGUCGAGCAUGAUCUUGAGGACCAACGGCCGAACCUACACCACGUACGGUCGCAUGUCUCUACACACGACGCAGCCGAUACUCAUCAAAAUCCACACUACGAGCACGGUGACGAGAUCUACGACCGCUUACCAUCGAGCCGUAAGAUCGUCAUUGUGUCCAUCCUCUCUUUCUGCUCGUUCCUGGCUCCUAUAAGCUCUACCAGUAUCUUAGCGGCGUCUCCCGAAGUUGUAGCAACGUUCAACACUACCGGCGCUAUCUUCAAUAUCUCUAACGCACUAUAUAUGGUAUUUAUGGGUCUUUCACCACUGUUAUGGGGACCAAUCGGCCAGACAUUUGGACGAAAGUGGCCCCUGGCGAUUGCCGCAAUCACUUUUACUGCCUUCAGCGCCGGUUCUGCGGCAGCACCGAGCCUUGCGGCAUACUUCGUCUUUCGCAUGUUGACAGCGUUUCAAGGGACUACCUUUCUGAGCGUCGGAGCCGCGGUCAUUGGGGACAUCUACCGACCAGUCGAACGAGGAACCGCCUACGGAUGGUUUCUAAGCGGAACGCUGAUAGGUCCAGCCCUGGGUCCAUUCAUUGGCGGCAUCAUCGUUACCUACCGGCCAUGGCGGGACAUCUUCUGGCUACAAACCGCCCUUGCAGCCGCGGCGUCAGUGCUUGUGGUGGCGUUGUUGCCAGAAACGAUCCAUCAUGCUCGUAAAGCGGACCUUGUUGGACUCUCACGACCUCAAAAAGUGCGCAAGCUCUGGUUGUGGAUCAAUCCGUGGAGGGUGAUCAAGCUUUUCCGCUUCCCAAAUCUACUUAUUGCUGGUAUAGCUAGCAGUAGUCUCGUUUUCAACAUGUAUAGCCUGCUUACACCGAUCCGCUACGUCCUAAACCCACGGUUUGGGCUAACGUCGCCGCUACAGUCUGGGCUGUUCUACAUUGCACCAGGCUGCGGCUACCUUGUGGGCACCUUUUUCGGCGGACGAUGGGCCGAUACGGUGGUUAAGAAGUGGAUCGAGAAGCGCGGUGUACGCGUACCGGAAGAUCGGCUGCACUCAUGCUUGACCGCCAUGGGAGUCGUGAUACCGGCAUGUAUGCUCCUUUAUGGCUGGUCUAUCGAGAAGAGAGUCGGCGGCAUCCCAUUACCGGUCAUCGUGAUGUUUGUGCAGGGCGUUGCGCAGCUGUUCUGCUUCCCAAGCUUGAAUACUUAUUGUCUGGAUGUCAUGCAAAAGCAGAGCGCUGAGGUGGUGGCUGGCAACUAUGUGAUACGAUACUUCUUCGCUGCUGCGGGUUCGGCUGCUUGUUUGCCGGUCAUCGAAGCCAUAGGAGUCGGUUGGUUCAGCACUAUCAGCGCGGCUUUCUUGGUUCUGGCGGCUGCCGGAGUCUUACUCACGGCCAAGUAUGGACCGAAGUGGCGAGAGGCUAUCAGCAAGGACAAGGAGGAAGAAUAAGUGUUAGGACACCACGAAUUGUCUGGCAUAGUGGUGGCGUUCUGGGAAGACAUUCGAUACCCAUUAUAUAGAAGCGAUGCGAUGGCGUUAUCCGAGGCGACAGAGCAACAAGCAAGGCGUCACAGCUUCUUGCGACCAUCCCGUUCGCGUGACCACAGACGUCGCGUUUGAUAGUUUCGAA